AUGGGCUUCUUGGGGAUCUACCGGGCCAUCUACGACUACACGCCCAAGGAGGAUGGCGAGCUCGCCAUCACGACGGGCGACUUGCUGUAUAUCCUCGAGCAGAACAACGACGAUGGCUGGUGGAAGGCCAAGAAGAAGGCCGGCACCGACGACGAAGAUGAGCCCUCCGGCUUGGUUCCAAACAACUAUGUUGAAAAGGCAGAGACAGUAGGCCACGCGCGUGCCAUUUACGAAUAUACCCGCCAAACCGAUGAAGAGCUCUCCUUCUCCGAAGAUGCCGUGCUGGAAGUCUUCGACACCAACGACGAGGACUGGAUCCUUGCCGGUCUGGAUGGCGAGUAUGGCUUUGUCCCGGCCAAUUAUAUCGAGGUGCAAGCUGCCACUCCUGCAGCUGCGCCGGCGCCGCCAGCAGCUCCGGUGCUGCCAAGACGGCCGCCCUCCCAAACCAUCGCUGCUGCUCCUGAAGAUGAUUCAACGCCGUCUGACGAGGCACCAGUUGCCAACCCAGCAGCUGCUCUCGCUAGUGUCAUCCAAAACCGGCCAUCCGUCAGGGAGCCUCCGACUUUGCGUUUCAAAGAACCAGAGGUAUCAGAUGAAGAGUCUAUCAAGUCUCCUGCAUUGCCCACGCGACCGCGACCGCAGUCUCAAGCAUAUUCACCACCCGCGGAAUAUACGCCCAGGCCUCAGCGAGAGUCACAGAUUGAACCUCAGCCCAAGGGGCACCUUAUUCCUGGUGGAUUCCACUUAUACAACAUCAACGAGAUGGUGUCAGUCAUGGGCAAGAAGAAGAAGAUGCCGACAACUCUUGGCAUCAAUCUUUUGACGGGUACCAUCUUGAUCGCACCCGAGAAAGCUCAGGACGACCCUCCUCAGGAAUGGACUGCCGAGAAGAUGACCCAUUACUCUCGUGAGGGGAAGCACGUCUUCAUGGAGCUUGUUCGCCCCAGCAAGAGCAUCGAUUUCCAUGCCGGAGCUAAAGACACCGCAGAAGAAAUUGUGGCUUCUCUUGGAGAGCUUGCAGGUGCUGCCCGAGCAGAGGGAUUGAGAGAAGUAAUCGCGGCUGGCUCUCAAAAGCGACAGAGAAAAGGAACGAUUCUCUAUGACUUCAUGGCGCAGGGCGAAGAUGAAGUCACUGUCGCUGCGGGUGACGAGGUGGCUAUUAUUGACGACACAAGGAGCGAGGACUGGUGGCAAGUUCGCCGCCUCAGGAACGGCAAGCAAGGCGUUGUGCCGAGUAGCUACGUCGAAUUCUCAGGUACCAUUACGCCGCCACCCGAGGGCCAAGCAGUAUCAAGAGCCAAAUCAACCGUGGAACAGAAUCGCAUGGAGGAGAUGAGACUCACCAAAGAAGCAAUGAAGGCUAGCAAGGAACCUCAGCAGGUAGGCCUAGACAUGCGUUUGCCUAAACGCGGCAGCAGCCUCAUAACUCCGGACAAUGGUAACAUUUUGGGACAACAGCGGAAUCGACGCGAGAAUGGACGUGCCGACAGUGGCAGCAAUUCGGCGAGCAAAACAAAACCCGACGCAACCAAAGUGCGGACAUGGACGGAUCGAUCAAAGUCAUUCAGCGUCGAGGCGCAGUUCCUUGGACUCAAAGAUGGCAAGCUGCAUCUUCACAAGAUGAAUGGCGUGAAGAUCGCUGUACCCAUCGCAAAAAUGUCGCACGGAGACCUCGAAUAUGUUGAGAAUAUCACCGGCAUCUCUUUGGAUGACGAGAGACCGCUGGCCGAUGUCAAGCGAUCGAAGCCCCCGGAGCAAAAGAAGGCUUCUGCCUCUGCCGUUGGGGCAUCCAUCGACAAGAAACCAGAGUAUGACUGGUUCCAGUUUUUCUUGUCUUGCGACGUGGCCGUUGGCCUUUGUGAACGCUAUGCUCAGGCAUUCACGAGAGACUCGAUGGAUGAGAGCGUGCUGCCGGACGUCGAUGCCGGUGUUUUACGGAAUUUAGGACUGCGAGAAGGAGACAUCAUCAAAGUCAUGCGUACUCUAGACGCCAAGUUCGGCCGCAAUAAAGCCAACGGCGAGGGCGACGGCGGCCUCUUCUCAGGCCCAGGAGGAGCGCUGCGGAAUAACACAAGAAAGGGCCGGCCUGCCCCUGCUGUGCAAACUGGCGAUGUGGUUGAUGCGGCUGUUUUCUCAACUGGUAAGGAAGCGUCUAGCUCUGGCGAGACUGCGGCCAAACCAGCAUCUCCUGCAAGCCCGGAAAAACCACCCAAGCGCCCUACAGGAGGGUUUGACGACGAUGCCUGGGAUGUGAAGCCAACGAAGCAGGAGCAGCAGACAAAACCGCAGGCCUCGCCGCCGGCAGAUGCUCCCUCCGUCAACCCGACACCUGCGCCAGCGCCAGCUCCUGCGCCUCUACCUCCAGCGCUCACCGGAUCUUUGAUGGACCUCUCUCUACUGUCAGCGCCAUUAGAGCCCAGCAAGGUUGAGCCUCCCGUCCAGCCUCCUGCUGCCAACUUUGGUGGCGAAGCACAGCAAGCGGCUGCAGCGGCACCACCAGCGCAACAACAGCAACAGCCACUGGGAGCAAGCCCAUCCUUCUUCCAAACAGUCCCACAACCAAACCAGCGACCCCUCGCGCCAUCCAUCUCGCCGCCAGUUCAGGGCUCACUCGGCGUGCCACCACCACCGCAACGACCGCUCUCCGCCCCUCAGUCUACACUCCCUCAAGGCAUAUUUGCCGCCCCUACGCUCCUCCCUCAAGUUACUGGCCUCGUUCAGGGCCAAGUUGCGCCACCGGGACAAAGCCUCAACGACAUUACUCAAGCUCGGUUCCAACAGCAAUAUAAUGCACAGUUCCAAAACUUGCAGCCCCAGUUUACGGGAUAUUCUGGGCCCCAGCCCCAGGGCUUGCAGCAAUUUCCCCAGGGUGCUCCUGGACAGUUUAUACAGCCCCAGUUCACUGGCGCGCCUGGCUAUAUUGACCCAAGCCGAAUAAGCCAGUACGGGGGUCUUCAAGCCCAGCCCACCGGCUUCCAACCCGGCCUGACACAGUCUCCCUUUGGCUCUGGCAGCAUCAACAACUAUCUGCCACCAGCUCUACAGCCUCAGCCGACCGGAUUCCAGAGCCUGCAGCCGCUCCAGCCAACAGGUAGCACGGACGGAUUGAAACCACUGCAGCCGCUUGUACCGCAGAAGACCGGACCUCCUCCGCCAGUUCGUUUUGGUGUGACUCCCGAGACGAAGAAGCUGGCGCCCCAGGCAACCGGCCGACGGGCCAACCUGUCUCAAGCAACUCCUGAAAAUCCGUUUGGUUUCUAG
Trichoderma atroviride IMI 206040 is the source of this 3261-nucleotide messenger RNA. The record is from RefSeq and is a predicted model, not a curated record. NCBI's taxonomy places the organism in Eukaryota, Fungi, Ascomycota, Sordariomycetes, Hypocreales, Hypocreaceae.